Molecule: messenger RNA, 1380 nt
Organism: Apiotrichum porosum
Lineage: Eukaryota; Fungi; Basidiomycota; Tremellomycetes; Trichosporonales; Trichosporonaceae
Exons: 4
Coding region: 1-1380 (459 amino acids)
Biological process (GO): endoplasmic reticulum to Golgi vesicle-mediated transport
Cellular component (GO): Golgi membrane; COPII-coated ER to Golgi transport vesicle; endoplasmic reticulum membrane
Molecular function (GO): COPII receptor activity
Source: RefSeq, a predicted model, not a curated record
AUGUCGGCACAGCCGGACGCGUCGUGGAUGGGCCAGCAGAGCCAGCGGCCAGGGGACAACUCGAAGGCACCUUUGUCCAUUUUCUCCCUCUCUCCCACCCCCACCUCUUCACCAUCUCUGGCGUAUCCCGGCAGACUCGUCUCUGUCGAGCCCCAUUCACCCAGCAGCGCAUCCACAGCGCUUUCGGCAGGCAGGUCCUCCGACAGGGCCCAACAUCCACACCCACUUGACCAACAUCCUCCAACUCGCUCUCCCUCCAACCCUCAUCGUGGCGCAGGCCGUCCUCUCAACAUGAUCUCCCUCCUGCAUCUGCUCUCCUAUGUGGGGGCUCUGACCGCUUUUGUCUUUGUGACUCUGUCGCUCGCGAGCGGCCUCCUCUGGAUUGCAGAGCUUAUCGAGGAACAGUCGCGCCUGGCAAAGGUCGUGGGCGUGCGAGCAAUUUACGUCAUUAUCGUGCUGCACGCGCUCCUCUACGUCACCGAUGCCCUCCCCUUUGGCCACACCGUGUUCUCAAUUUUCUGCCACCUGGUGUACCUGCAACACUUUUCACACUCGUGGCCGUUCAUCUCCUUGACGUCGCCAGUCUUCAUCCUCUCGUGUGUGCUCGUCGUCGUGGACCACUUUAUCUGGUUCUUCCACUUUGCCGCCAUUGCCCAAGAGGCCAAAAAGUACCGUGCCGCAAAGUACCGCUACUCGCACCAGCCCACCAUUAUCAGGAAUGCCCCCUCGUUCAUGGACGUCGCGGCCUUCUUCGCCAUUUGUGUCUGGUUCAUCCCCUUGUUCCUCUUCCUCAGCCUGAGCGCAAACGACAACGUGAUCCCUUCCUUUGACACGUCUGCGCCCCCGUCGCCCAUGGGUGCAACGAUCGAUCUGUCGGGCACACCCCAAGCCAGUGCUCCCCGCUCGCGCAGGUCGGUGGCCUCGUCGUCGUUGAUGAAGGCGGUCCUGGCGCCAGUCAUGGGCUUUAUCCCGCGUCUUGGUCGCCGACGAACCGCCGACGGUCUCAUUGCGCCUCAGCGUUCCUCCAGCCCUCUGCCCUCUUCUACAUUGGCAACGGAAGGGUACAGCCCAUGGGGAUCAGAGUACUCGGCGUCCACGCCUCCGCCACCGAUGUACUCGUCGACUUCGGCGCUGGGCCUCGGACCUGAGGGCAGCGGUAGCGGUACCCGCGGCGCCGGCGCGUUCACGCCUCCCCCGCUUCGUCGCCCCACUUCGACCCCGCCGAAAUCGAGGAGCAACAGCGUGAUGCAGGAGGCGCAGGACGAAGGAGCGAGCUCGCAGCUCCGGACACCAACAAAUGCCGGUGGCCGCCGUCCGCCUAUGAGGAGGCAGACUUUGGGUACCGAUCGUACGGACGAUGGUGGUAGAAAGGACGAUUAA